AUGCCCGCAGACCUGCCCUGGCUCAACCUCUCCAGCCGCCCGGCGGCGCUGGGCAACGCGUGCGCGGCCGGCGCGGGGCAGCUGCUUCAGCACCGCGGCCAGUUCUCCGGCGGCCUCUCGGUGCUGCUGGCCGCGCUCAUGGGGCUGCUGGUGGUGGCCACCGUGCUGGGCAACGCGCUGGUCAUCCUGGCCUUCGUGGUGGACCGCAGCCUCCGCACGCAGGGCAACUUCUUCUUCCUCAACCUGGCCCUCGCCGACCUGCUGGUGGGUGGCUUCUGCAUCCCGCUCUACAUCCCCUACGUGCUGACGGGCGAGUGGAGGUUCGGCAAGGGCUUGUGCAAGCUGUGGCUGGUGGUGGAUUACCUGGUGUGCACCGCCUCCGUCUUCAACAUCGUCCUGAUCAGCUUCGACAGAUUCAUUUCCGUUACCAAAGCGGUGAGUUACAGAGCUCAGAAGGGGAUGACUAGAAAUGCAGUAUUAAAGAUGAUAAUCGUAUGGAUUGCAGCUUUUCUUCUCUAUGGACCAGCCAUCAUCAGUUGGGAGUAUAUUGCUCAAAAAACUAUCCUCCCUGAAGGAGAGUGCUAUGCUGAAUUUUUCUACAAUUGGUAUUUCUUAAUGAUUGCUUCCACUAUUGAAUUCUUUACACCUUUCAUUAGCGUUACAUACUUUAACUUAAGCAUCUACAUCAACAUCAAGAAGCGCACUCCCAUGAGAAAUGAAAACCUAGCACCUGGUCAAGAGGACUGUGAAACAAGUUUCCAAGGGAAAAAAAGAGAGCAUGUAGUAUUUUUUGUAAAACCUGACAGACAGAGAGCUAAGAAAAGGAGAGCUAGUAGCCUUUCACCCACUAGACCCUGCGGUUCAAAGGUCAGCCUAUGUAAACUUGAUAACCAGUCCCUAGAUUUUAAUGUUGGUCAAGAUUUACCACCCUUACAGGUGGAUGUUGAGACCAAACAACCCAGGGGCAGUUUUUACAAAGCUACAGAAAACGUUUGCACCACCACAAGAAGAACAGACAUUGCCAACAGUAUGGCAAACAGAGUUAGACUUUCCCGGGACAAACGAGUAGCCAAGUCUUUAGCAAUUAUUGUCUGUGUGUUUGGUUUGUGUUGGGCUCCUUAUACACUUCUGAUGAUCAUUAGAGCAGCUUGUCAUGGGCAAUGUGUGCAUCAUUCACUCUAUGAGACUUCAUUUUGGCUUCUGUGGCUGAACUCGGCCAUUAACCCUGUUUUAUACCCACUGUGCCACAUGAGCUUCAGAAAAGCUUUUAUAAAAUUGCUGUGUCCUGGUAAGGCUAAAAUUCAUCCCCACAUUUUUAUGUAAAAAUGUAUAAGGAAAACAAGAAUGCUAUGUAGAAACACUACUUGCUUCUAAAAGGAACCUGCUGGCGCUGCUUUGGUUUAGCUCUGUGAAUUAGGACUACCACUGGUUACUUUAAGUCACGGUAGGCUUAGGAGAAUUUAAGAUCAAUUCAAAUAUAAAUCUCUCUCUGAUUUAUUUGUAACAGUGCAAUGCUAAUGCAUCACAACCAGAAAGUGGCCCUAGCUAGUUUGUUUUCAUUCAAAGCAGAAUGACAUGCAAAAAGGCAAACAGCAUUCCUAUGAAAAAAGUAAAGUAAGUUUGCAAAGUCUUUCACCUUUAAUUUCAGGUGUUAACAGGUUAGGAUUUUUCUUAAUAUGAUCUGUAACCUGAUAAAAUUCCCUUUAAUUACUUUGCAAUGAUAAAGUGUAGAUGACAUCUGCAGGCCACAAAAAUACAGAGUACAGAAAGUAAAAAUACUGCAAGAAUUAAUGUAAGUUAAAAUAGAGUUUAGUUUGAAAAGAUGUAUUUUUCAGAAGGAAGAAACUGAUUAGAUUUACAGUAUUUUUAUCCAUCCACUGAUUUAUCCUUCCAUUAAAAUAACCAAAAUGUACAGAGAAAGUUUAAGAAAACAUAAAUUGUGUGUGGAUUUAUCAAUGUGUAAGCAAUAUUGCACCAAAUUACUGUAUAUACAUUAUAAAAAACGCUGCAUUAAGGACCUAGUUCAAAAUUCACUAAAGCUAAUUGAAUCUCCCUUGGCUUAAGCGAGUUUCGGAUACAGGCCCAAGUAUCUGUGUGUCUUCUUAUAUAGAAUAGCACACCAUCGUACUCUUGCUGGUAUAUAAUGCCAUACCUAAAAAACAGCAGCCUACCUAUGUAUAUCUAUAAAACAGAGUUAAAACUAAGUGAAUACAGAACGAUCGCAAAUGAAUAAAAUGCAUCUGAUAAGUAAGAGGAAGGUGUAACAGUUAUUAAACACUGGAUGGAUAUAUAUAGAAAUGAGUACUACUCUAAAUAUGAACGUUGAUGUGGCUUAUUAUUGGGCUAUUGAGAGAAGAGAUUAAUAGAAGGAAGAAAAAUGUGGGCUAAGAGUCUAAUUUUAGUUUUUCUAUUACAUCAUGUUAGCAGUCUGUUAGUACAGAGUCCAGCAUAAUGUCAAUGGGCAUUAGGAUCAAAGUUGCAGAGAAAUAUAAACGUGCUCCAAUUAUGUGUGGUAGCAUAACUGUAUAUAUUUACCCUACAGGCAUCUUUUUAAAUCUAUGAACAGUGCUUAAAGUGAUACUAAAUGUUUUUAUGAAUCUCACUAUCCACAAUCAUUGUCAAAUAAAAAUCAGUAUUAGACUAAAAUUGAUUUCCUGCUACUGGAACAUUUUAAGUCAAUGAAAAUAUUUGUAGAGACAGAUAUUGGUUGAAAUUCAUUUUUAAAAACACUCAAAUCUUUCAAAGCCUAAUUAUAUACAGCCAGAUCAGACACAGUCAGUGAAAAUCCAGGGAAACACCCCAAAAUAAAACAAAGUUAAAAAAUACAAACAUCUAG
Molecule: messenger RNA, 2836 nt
Organism: Gopherus flavomarginatus (Mexican gopher tortoise)
Lineage: Eukaryota; Metazoa; Chordata; Testudines; Testudinidae
Product: histamine H3 receptor-like
Exons: 3
Coding region: 1-1323 (440 amino acids)
Biological process (GO): adenylate cyclase-activating adrenergic receptor signaling pathway
Cellular component (GO): membrane
Molecular function (GO): histamine receptor activity
Source: RefSeq, a predicted model, not a curated record